Colletotrichum fioriniae is the source of this 324-nucleotide messenger RNA. Lineage: Eukaryota; Fungi; Ascomycota; Sordariomycetes; Glomerellales; Glomerellaceae. The record is from RefSeq and is a predicted model, not a curated record.
AUGCUGCAGGAACAGCACAAAAAGAGAUUCAGUCUAUUUUCAGAAGAUCAGAACAACAACCUCGAGGCUAAGGCUACUGCCAAACUGGACGACAUCGUCAGGCGAAUCGACAAGACGACAUACGUCUUACAGAAGACUGUACCCAAUGGAUUUCCAGACCAGAUAGAUCUCCUCAGGGCUGAGGUCGAUGAUUUCAACGAAGAACAACAGCACGUGAGAAUGAGACACAACAUACUACGCAGUCUGAAAUUUGAUCAAAUCAAGGCGAGGCAGGAAGCAAUCAAGGAAAGACAGAGCGACGUUUGGCUGGGUUUUCAGCCAUGA